AUGGAGAAGGCCACGGCUCUGUAUCGGGACGUGCUGGGGGCCACAGUGAGUGAUAAGGUGCCCCUGCCUGAGCACGGCGUCUACACGGUGUUUGUGGAGCUCGGCAACACUAAACUGGAGCUGCUCCAUCCUCUGGGGGAGAAGAGCCCGAUCGCUGGAUUCCUACAGAAGAACAAGUCCGGAGGGAUGCAUCACAUUUGUAUUGAGGUGGACGACAUAAACGCUGCCAUAGCUGACCUGAAAGCAAAGAACAUCAGAACUCUGUCAGCAGAGCCUCGGAUAGGUGCUCAUGGGAAACCAGUGAUGUUCCUUCAUCCUAAAGACUGUGACGGUGUGCUGGUGGAGCUUGAAGAAGCGUGA
Molecule: messenger RNA, 360 nt
Organism: Epinephelus lanceolatus (giant grouper)
Lineage: Eukaryota; Metazoa; Chordata; Actinopteri; Perciformes; Serranidae
Gene: mcee
Product: methylmalonyl CoA epimerase
Biological process (GO): L-methylmalonyl-CoA metabolic process
Cellular component (GO): mitochondrion
Molecular function (GO): methylmalonyl-CoA epimerase activity
Source: RefSeq, a predicted model, not a curated record